Molecule: messenger RNA, 1175 nt
Organism: Vitis riparia (riverbank grape)
Lineage: Eukaryota; Viridiplantae; Streptophyta; Magnoliopsida; Vitales; Vitaceae
Product: extracellular ribonuclease LE
Exons: 4
Coding region: 194-874 (226 amino acids)
Biological process (GO): RNA catabolic process
Cellular component (GO): extracellular region
Molecular function (GO): ribonuclease T2 activity; RNA binding
Source: RefSeq, a predicted model, not a curated record
AAGGGAAGCCAGAAACAUGACAACCUUAGGAAAUCGUCACACGCAAGCCAUGUCAUUUAGACAUUGAUAUACAGUUGGUAACAGCAUCCUGCCCCGGAUAUUCUGUCCACAUUUUCCAUUUUUGCCUAUAGAUACACUUCUAUAUCAACGCCAUUUCAUCGGGUAGACAGAGAAAGAUAAGAGAUUGGGAGAGAUGAAGUCCAACCAAUCAUUCUUCAUCAAGCUUUUGAUAAUACAAUGCCUCACAGUUGUGUGCUUUUCACAGGAUUUUGAUUUCUUUUACCUUGUUCAACAAUGGCCAGGAUCCUACUGUGACAGUAAGCAAAGUUGCUGCUAUCCAACGACAGGGAAGCCUGACGCAGAUUUCGGAAUUCAUGGGCUCUGGCCCAAUUACAGGGAUGGCUCCUACCCCUCCAACUGCGAUUCCAAUAACCCUUAUGAUGAAUCCGAGAUCUCAGACCUCAUCAGAUCCAUGCAAGAGGAAUGGCCAACACUGGCGUGCCCUAGCGGCAACGGCUCCAAGUUCUGGGCACAUGAAUGGGACAAACAUGGAACCUGCUCGGAGUCGGUCCUCAGCCAGCACCAGUACUUUGAAGCAGCUCUAGACCUGAAGAAAGAUAUAGACCUCGUCCAAAUUCUUAAGGAAGCAGGAAUUCGAGCGAACGGAGAGUCAUACCCCUUACACAACAUUAAAGAUGCUAUAAAAGAUGCAGUUGGAGUCACACCGUGGAUAGAAUGCAAUGUGGAUUCAUCAGGCAACAGUCAGCUAUACCAGGUUUACCUUUGCGUCGACACUUCUGGGAAAAAUAUCAUCGAAUGUCCAGUCAUGCCCAGGGGGAAAUGUGGUUCCAGAAUUGAAUUUCCCGCAUUCUAGGGGACACAUCGUAUCUUUUCAUUUUUUUUGUUCCUGAACAUGAAUUGUAUUGUGGUGCGUUAUAGCCUGGUCACAAUGUUUCUGUGUUCUGAGUGAAUGAAUGGAUGAAUGAAUGAAUAAAGGUGCAUGUUAGGCUGGAUCAGCAUUUCCUUAGUGCUUUUCUUCUCUGUUAGAGUGAAAAAUAGUUAGGACUACUUGUGUACUAUGAAUGACAUUGGAGAAUUUGGGAGAGCCCCAGAAGGUAUUAUUUUCAAAUGUAAUACACAUGAGAGUAAUGAAAAAGUUCAAAUUAGCAAUUAAA